GCCCCCGACUCGGCGCUCGGCUCGGCUCGGGCAUUUCCGCCUCUUUGUUUUAAACUCCGGACGGCUUUUUUCUCCUCCUCUUGGGGGGGACCCGGAGGGAGCGGCGCCCCCUCCCCCUCCCGGCAAGCCCCCGCGUGCGCCCGCUCGCCCGCCGCCCGAGACGCAGGCUUCACCAUGUAGCUGGGACUCCAGGCUCAUUCACAGAAAAUGGAAAAGGAGCAAAGGACAGAAGGAAGGUGCAGAAGCCAGCCAGAACUCAGAGUAAGGAGGGAUCAUCACAUCCGCUUGGUGGCCUGAAGCCUCCAUGCCACGGGGUGAGGAAGGACACGCCGACGUCCAGAGGAGAAGCCAAAGAUGUUGACCAGGAAGAUUAAGCUCUGGGACAUAAACGCCCACAUCACCUGCCGCCUGUGCAGCGGCUACCUCAUCGACGCGACCACAGUGACUGAGUGCUUGCACACAUUCUGCAGGAGCUGCCUGGUGAAGUACCUGGAGGAGAACAAUACCUGUCCCACCUGCAGAAUUGUGAUUCAUCAGAGCCACCCGCUGCAGUACAUCGGUCAUGACAGAACCAUGCAAGACAUUGUUUAUAAGCUGGUGCCAGGCCUCCAGGAAGCGGAAAUGAGGAAACAGAGGGAAUUUUAUCACAAGCUGGGCAUGGAAGUACCGGGUGACAUCAAGGGGGAGGCGUGCUCCGCCAAACAGCACUUAGAUCCCCGAAAUGGUGAAACCAAAGCAGAUGACAGUUCAAAUAAAGAGACGGCAGAAGAGAAGCAGGAAGAGGACAAUGAUUACCACAGGAGUGAUGAGCAGGUGAGCAUCUGCCUGGAGUGCAACAGCAGUAAGCUACGGGGCCUAAAGCGGAAGUGGAUCCGCUGUUCAGCCCAGGCCACUGUGCUGCACCUGAAGAAGUUCAUCGCCAAGAAGCUCAACCUCUCCUCUUUCAAUGAGCUGGACAUUUUAUGCAACGAGGAGAUCCUGGGCAAGGACCACACUCUCAAAUUUGUGGUUGUCACGAGGUGGAGAUUCAAGAAGGCGCCCCUCCUGCUACACUACAGACCCAAGAUGGACUUGCUGUGAGCCCAGCCACACUCAGCCCGCACCCGGCGCUCCACACAGCAGCCCUGCGUGGAAUGUUGCCUCUGGGUGUCAUGUGGACCAGAUUUCUGAAUAGAGAAUAUUUAUAACUUUUGUAUGAGAGAAUCCACACCCAACAAGACACUACCAGCACGCGUUUACAGAAGAUGAAAACACUUCGCAGUUCUGUGGAGCCAAACAUGCUCAUCUCUGCUUCAGGUCCACAGGCCAGAGAACAAGUGAAAUAGUACGACACGCUUCCACAGCGCCUCCACCACAGAGCACCUUUGCUUGCUUUCCAGGUCUCAAAAAUCCAGUUCAUGUCUGUUUAAUUCAUGGGUUAGGCUUCAUGAUAAGCCUCAAAAAUCCUUGUAUGAGUUUUAAUUUUAAUGAGUUCCUAAGUUAUUGAAAAAGUCCUUUCAUGGUCAAUAUUUAUGUUGCCUUUAGCUUCCUGAAGACUUAGAAGAUGCACACAUAAAGAGGCUUGCAGUAAUGCUGUGAUUUAGCCAUGGCAUUUAAUUUCUGCCUUGUGUCCUGGGGCUGGCCUAUGUCCUUCAUUACCCUCAAUGUCACACGGCCACGAUUCUGAUCCACUCGGCAGAGCACAGCAGAUGUGGCACAGCAGUGCGACUGACCAUCGCUUGCUGAAAAGUUCUUGUUCUAAAUUGCCUCUGUUGGAAAGGCUGUCCCUGUGUUUCCUGCCUCUUCCUUCCCACCUCCUUUUGAUGAAAGGCUGUUGCGCUAGCUGUGUUCCACGCUGACCAGUCAUUGCAGGCUGUCCUAUGGGGAUACCUCGCACAGGCUCAUGGGAAGCCCUCAUGCUCCUGGUGGCUACUGUUUGCACGUUUACCUUCCUGCUGGUGAGGUUGACAUGUGUGCUUUGGAGCUCUUUUUUUGCCAAAGGUGGCCAAGCCACCCAGUGGCAUGGGUGCUCUGCCCAGCAGAAGGCACUUUCUUGGUCGCAGCAGAAUACUCUUUGUUAGCCCCUCUGUCCCCAGAUAAGAUGGUGGUGGGUUACUAGAGAAUAAGUCUCCAGCACACCCACAUUUGUUCCUAAGGUAGAGGUUGCUGUGUGGGCAAGAAUGAAGGGCAGGGAUGCUGUCCUCCCAGGGACCUCUCUCAAGUCUGGGUGUCAUCUUAUCUCUCCCCUCCUCUCCCUCCUAGGUCCAGCACCCUGCAAUCCCAGCCAGUCCUGUGCCCUUAGUGGGCAGACAGAGGUCUCAGUGUGUUCCCAAGGGCUGGGCUUUCUGAGUCUUCACCUUAGCAACUGGAAUUUUGGGGGGGGAGUUUUGCUUCGGCAGUUGGAGAUGGGCUGGUUGGCCUCUCUUUGGCUUGUUUUCUUCUGCUUCCUCUUUCAUGUGUACAAGAUGUCAGAAGUAUCAGCUAGUGAGACCCGAUCUUAGUGAUGAGGAAACAUCCAAAUUAACUCAUCCAAGCAGUCUUUAACGUAUGACCUUUUAAAACACAAAAACAAGCGCUUUGUUAGGAAUUGACCAAAAUUCCCUUUAUUUCAGCCCAAGAUUUUGGGACUAUUCAGUUUCCUGAGUUUGCUGUUUAUCCAAAUCACUUCUAGAGUUCUAUACAAGGGUUUGUACGUAAAUAUUACCUGUCUACCUCAGAACACACGUGCUGCUGAAGCAUUCUGCAAGACCGUGUUCUCACAAUGCAUUACAUUAGAAUUUAGGUAUUUUCCUGUGUGGUGAAAUUAAAGAAGGGUUCAGCAGUUAGGAGCCUCCAAAUUCAAAUAAAGUUAAUUCACAAUUCAGAUCAAACUUAGUAUCGCUGAAUAAUCUCACGAUAUAUAUUUGUAACUUUAUAGCUACUUUUGGAAUCACUUGACUUUGCUAUGGUGCUAAGUUGAUAGAUCUAAGUGUUCAGCAAGGCGGACGUCACAGCUGGCCCCGACGUCCCAGCCGCCCUGCUUCUGUCACCACGUUAACCUGAUAAACCUCAGCAGCAAAAGUACCUAUUUUUCUAAGAUUCCAUCGUGCACCUGUCUGCACUGCAGACAGUCUCCCAAUGCCCUUCCGCCCUUUGGUCUGACCUGUAGCCUUACCUCGCUCAGAGACAGGGCAGAGUGAACCUGCGUCAGAUGGAUGUGUCCAUGCGUCGCAUUUCACUUCUGCCAAGCUUCAUGUGACAUCAAAGGCCGAAGUUUAUUUUUCCAGCAUGAACACAGGAUCAGUUAGUGGCCGGUCCUGUCGCGCUUUCUUAGCAGCAGGCAGAGCUCCUGCGAAGUUGUUUUCACAGCUGCCGAAGCUAGAAACCAGGUGCAUCCGGCUGGCAGCGGCGGGACCAGUCUCCCAGUUCUGGGUCUCGCUAGACACCAUUUUCACAAAAAUAGAAAACUCAGAUAGAAUAUAUAAUAUUGAAUUUAAGAUUUGGGGGGUUAAAAAAGAAAACUUAACUUUAUAAAAUUAUUUAUUCUAUUUUAAGCCUUCUAUCAUAUUUUCCCAUGCAAUUGUUUGGUUUCCGUGGUCCAGCUUUAGUUACAGGCAUAUAAGAUGCGAUUGUGAGGUGUUUUGCAAGCUUCUUUUACUUUGCGUAGCUUCAGUUUGUAUGUUUUUAUAGGGAUGAAGAGCAUUUUUAUGCUUUGUGCAAUAGGUUCCAACAUGCGUUUAUUAGCCGUGGUUCAAUUGUGAUCUAGCAUCGAUGCUACUAAAUUGAAAGGGAAUAUAGUUGGAAUUUCAAAAUGUGUGCAUUCAGCUAUUUGGUUUUGCCUUUUUCAUUGUUACUAUGAUAAGAAUGCUGUUAUUGGAAUUGUGUGCGUGUGUGUAUGCGUGUGUGUGUGUGCGUGAGGAUACCUGCCAGCAAUAUUCAAAAAUACACAGACAGGCAGGGAGUGACUAGGGUCAUGCCAUGCUCCGAGUCCUGGAGCUGUGUGCCAUGGCUGAGCCACCCUGGGGUUUGGGAUCUCAUGGUCUCUGCCCACAAACCUGGCAGUGCUGCCCUGAACAGGCCGCUGGCCCCUGACACCUGCCCUGACAUCAUAGUCUUUGGAGCCUGAAUUGUUUUGUUUCUGAGGGCACACAGGAUGGCAUUUCACAGUGCUCUGAAAUGUAUCAUUGGCAUGAAUGUUUUAGGAAUGAGCCAACUGAUUUCUACCUUGUAUGUGGAUAUUAAAUGUGCUGUUAAAACACAUUUAGUGCAGAUAGCUAAAUCACACACACAUAAACACACAUGUCUCUGCUUCCUCAGGAAAUCAUUUAAGCCCCAACAUGUCACAUGUGACCUUAACAUGAAAACAAAGGUUUUCUCCGCCUUGAUACUUAAAUACACUAAAUGAAUAAACUGGGAUAUGUAGAUUAGGAAUAUCACUUAAAUUAUAUCUGCAUAUCUUGCACUCCUCCAGGCAGGGACUGUCCCUCAGGCUCCUACGGGGAAUACGCUGUGCGGGGCUGUGGCAGUGGCUGUCUCGCAUGGCAUUCCUGUCAGGUGUCAUUCACUCCCAUUCAAGAGCACAUUUGGAGUGAACUAAAGUGUAUCCAUGAGAUGUGUGUGUGUGCUGCCUACCAGACACACUUCCUGAAUGAAAGCAACUUCACAUCAGGUCAGGGAUGGCAGAUCCACCUGAGCCCUCACCUCGGAGUGCGGCCCACAGCUAACAGCUGCUUGGUGUAUGGAAAUGAUGAUGCAGAUACAGAUUUUUGACUGUUUUAUUUGAAAGUUUACAUUUUUUAUGAUUGUGUUAGUGUGUAAUUUUUGUACCAUCGGUGGCUAGUUUUUGUCUAAAAUCUUUUUUGGAAUAUUGCUUAAUGUUUUGAUUUUAUGAUAGUGAAGCUUGUAUUCAGUGUUUUGCCAAUUGAUAUUAUAUGCUUGUAAUAAAAGCAGAAGAAAACUAA
Jaculus jaculus (lesser Egyptian jerboa) is the source of this 4919-nucleotide messenger RNA. RefSeq names its product polycomb group ring finger 3 (gene Pcgf3). The transcript has 11 exons. Gene Ontology annotation, cellular component: PRC1 complex. Gene Ontology annotation, biological process: regulation of transcription by RNA polymerase II. The coding region runs from base 355 to 1080 and encodes 241 amino acids. The record is from RefSeq and is a predicted model, not a curated record. NCBI's taxonomy places the organism in Eukaryota, Metazoa, Chordata, Mammalia, Rodentia, Dipodidae.